AUGGCCUCUCGGUGGCCCGGCCUGAGCUCCUCCAUGCGCCGGAGAUCGCUCCAGAACCACCAGCCGCUGGAGGAGAGCGACGGGCCGCAGCCUGCGGCCGGCCAUCCCGGGGCCUCCGGCGGAGCCCUCGGCUCCCUCUGCAGACAGUUCCAAAGGAGGCUGCCCCUGAGAGCAGUCAGCCUCAACCUGGGGGCCGGCCCCUCCUGGAAACGCCUGGAAACAGCAGAGCCAGAGCAGCCGCAUCUCCAGGCUGCAGCCCGCUCAGCGAAGAGCGCCUUGGGUGCCGUGUCCCAGAGAAUCCAGGAGUCCUGCCAGAGUGGCACCAAGUGGCUGGUGGAGACCCAGGUGAAAGCCAGGAGGAGGAAGAGAGAGACCCCGAAGGGCGGUAGCCCCCCGGCUCGCAGCCUGAGCCAGAGGAGCACCCGGCUUUCCGGAGCCGGCCCUGCCCGCUCAACUCUGGGCCGCCGCCCAUCCUCCCAGAUGGGCCCCCGGGCCCACCCUCUGCGGAGAUCCAGGAGGGAGGCCGCCUUCCGGAGCCCCUACUCCUCUACAGAGCCCCUCUGCUCCCCCAGUGAAUCCGACAGUGACCUCGAGCCUGUGGGGGCAGGAAUCCAGCACCUCCGGAAGCUGUCCCACGAGCUGGACGAGGUCAUCACGGCUGAAGAGAGCGCCGACAUGAUGGUUUCUCUCCUUCGAGACUGA
This is a messenger RNA of Pipistrellus nathusii (Nathusius's pipistrelle), 702 nucleotides long. NCBI's taxonomy places the organism in Eukaryota, Metazoa, Chordata, Mammalia, Chiroptera, Vespertilionidae. The record is from the annotation of a GenBank genome assembly.